AUAGGAUUUUUCUCAUACCAUUGAUUUCUAUUGCAGACUGAAUAUUUACAUACAAAAAUUUCUUACGAUUUUGUUUCUUCAUCUAUGUGUGGUAUAUUGUCCUGAUAUUUCGAAUUUGUAAAUUUCAUGCAGGCCGUGAUUCUAUCUGCGUCAUUGCAUACCUUGUGAAGAAUUUGAAGAAGCAUACUUAUCAAACCCGCCUUCAAAUGAUGAAAAACAACCAGCCAACGGUUUUCAAGAUGUCAAGCUGUGUCAUUUUCUGUGGAAAAUUGGAGGAUAUCUUUCCUCAUGACUUCGAUCAACUCAAGAAAUUCGUAACAAAUCAGUGGGAAAGAAUUACAAAACAGCAAUGGCAGGAUAGUUGGUUUCCACCAUCAAAGGAUACUCAACCAAAUGACACCACACGCGCUAUCAAAUACGAUGCAGCAACAGACAACAGGAAGAAAUCUAGAAGAGAACCUCGCGGUCAAGGUGAUCAAGAGUCAUCACUGAAAACAGGCCAAACAGGCAAUGAGGACAGAAGCACCAAUGUGCAUGAGUCAGGGCAAGGCAAUCCCCAUCAAGUGGAUUCGGCAACAGACAACAAGACGGAAUCUAGAAGAGAACCUCGCGGUCAAGGUGAUCAAGAGUCAUCACUGAAAACAGGCCAAACAGGCAAUGCGGACAGAAGCACCAAUGUGCAUGAGUCAUGGCAAGGCAAUCCCCACCAAGUGGAUUCGGCAACAGACAACAAGACAGAAUCUAGAAGAGAACCUCGCGGUCAAGGUGAUCAAGAGUUAUCAUUGAAAGCAGGCCAAACAGGCAAUGCGGACAGAAGCACCAAUGUGCAUGAGUCAGGGCAAGGCAAUCCCCAUCAAGUGGAUUCGGUCAAAGAAAAAUGCAUGGACUCUGGAAGAAAACCUCACGGUCAAGCUGAAAGUGCUCAACAUUCCGAACCUUCUGAGCCCAGAACCUUCGAGGAAGUCCUCGCAUCCAUCGCAAAGAAAAAUAAAGGUGUGAAAGAAGUAAUGGACGCUAUAUAUACAGUAAUGGACGUUAUGGAUGAGGUGAGGAAAACUACGGAGAAGGAGCUGGAUGCUAUGGAGGAAAGCAAGACAGCUAUGGGGAAAACAAUGAAGGAACUGGAAGAUAUGGAGAAAGAAAGGAAAACAUUGAGGGCAAAACUGAAAGGUAUGAAGGAAGGAAAGAAAAGUAUGGAGAAGGUAAAGAAAGAUAUGGAGAAGGUAAAGAAAGAUAUGGAGAAGGGACUAUGAGCUAUGGA
This is a messenger RNA of Strongylocentrotus purpuratus (purple sea urchin), 1261 nucleotides long. RefSeq lists its product as uncharacterized. The transcript has 10 exons. The coding region runs from base 207 to 1253 and encodes 348 amino acids. The record is from RefSeq and is a predicted model, not a curated record. NCBI's taxonomy places the organism in Eukaryota, Metazoa, Echinodermata, Echinoidea, Camarodonta, Strongylocentrotidae.